CCCAUGUGUAUUCUUGCUUCUGAGGCACGUUGCGUGCCCUCUUGGGCCGGUAGGUUAAUUGAAACGCCCCUCAUUCGUGAUGCAUGUGAUGCCAGGCCCGUAGUGUCUGGUGCCAUGGACCGUUGUCUUGGGAAGCCCUACAGAUCCGGUAUGGUGACAUCUUGAGGCGAGCAACGUGGGAUAAGAGACCGUGCACAAGGCGUUCGCGGGUGGGAUGGCCUGAUUUGAG
Macroventuria anomochaeta is the source of this 229-nucleotide messenger RNA. RefSeq lists its product as uncharacterized. Bases 4 to 165 code for a protein of 53 amino acids. NCBI's taxonomy places the organism in Eukaryota, Fungi, Ascomycota, Dothideomycetes, Pleosporales, Didymellaceae. The record is from RefSeq and is a predicted model, not a curated record. The transcript has a single exon.